Mucor mucedo is the source of this 1689-nucleotide messenger RNA. RefSeq lists its product as uncharacterized. The record is from RefSeq and is a predicted model, not a curated record. The transcript is spliced from 4 exons. Bases 1 to 1689 code for a protein of 562 amino acids. NCBI's taxonomy places the organism in Eukaryota, Fungi, Mucoromycota, Mucoromycetes, Mucorales, Mucoraceae.
AUGAAUUCUCUCAAUCUCAACAACUCUGCUGCUUCUGGUACUUCCGGUUCUGAUUCCGCUGGCAACUCUAUCGAUGCCAACCCUAACCCUGGCUCCCCCAUUGCUGCUCUUCUCACUGGUACGUCUACCGACGCUACUACCUCUGUCAAUCUUCCUCAGUCCUCUGCUGAAUCGAAGCCUAUGGAAAUUGAUAAUCUCGAUAAAGUCGAACAUUCUAGUUCCUCUUAUUCGUUCACUCCCUCUUCAUUCUCUGAUCCAGUCGUUACUCAUGUAUUUUCUUUACCUAUCCCAACCCCUGUUCGCAAUACGUUUGAUGAGGACGCCGAUCAAAUUUUGGCUAGAAUCAGUGAUAUCAACAAGUUCAUUCGUGAGCUUUACGAGAAAGAAACUACUAUUAUGCGUACUGAUACCAGUACCAUUCCCGAGUUUCAAAUUCGUGAAUACAAGAUCAAGUCCAUUGCUCAAGACUUAGAGUACUACCGCAAGGCUCGUGUUUCCGCCAACAGUCUCUUCGCCUCUUUCAAGGAUACAUCUGUAAACUUGUUAGCCAAUCAAACUCAAAUCUUGUCUUUUGAAUCACAGGCCAACAAGGUGGAUAUCCCUGUCUUUGAUGUCUCAUUCCCGGAUCAUAUCUGCCAUCCCGAUAUUUACGCCGUCGAUGACCACUCUCUGCAAACUUUCAUCAGAAAGUUUGAACGUGCCUACCUAAAUUAUGGUGUCAACAUCGAACUCCACUGGCUUUUUCAUCUCGAGGCCAGCUUCGAAAACAACAACUCCUAUAACUCUUGGCUCAUUCAAAAUUUCAAGUCCACUUCAAGUAACAAGCCUAAGACCUGGAAUGAAGCCAAGGCUACCUUAGAAUGCCGUUUUGAUCCUGUCGCUCGUCUUGUUCAACACAUGAACGAGUGUGCUGAACGUAAGAAGUUCCUAGAAAAUAACACCAUCAAUAAUCCCGAAGAUCAAAUGAGCUCUGAAUUGCUCCCUCUCGGAGAUGACAAUGAAUUUCUUGCUGCUUAUAAUAGUUUAGAUUCGUUCAUCAUCCAUGAUAACGAUGAACUAGAAUCAAAUAAUAACAAUACUUUUUUCAAUAAAAAUAUAUUUUCCAUAAAAAUUAAUUCUGAUUCUUCUACUUGUCUUAAUAAUUUUUCUUUAAAAAGUAAUACUGUCGGUGACACAAAUAACCCCUUUGACUCAAACAACGUGGCUUAUUCUCCGGUUACUCCAAUUAUUAUUAAUUCAGUGAAAUCUUACUGCACUAUCGAUACAGGAGCCCAGAUUUUUGUCAUGAACAAGCAAUUUGCCGUUGAUAAUAAUAUUCAAUUUAAGCAAACAGAAGGAUCUUUAUUGUUCGCUUAUGGUACCAAAAUUCAACGUCAACGCACUACUCAAUUCUUAUCACUUGACUACAAUGGUGUUGAAAAACAAGUGUUGCACAAAUUUGACAUUGUCGAUAAUAAGUAUUUAUCAUCAUCCAACCAAAUCCUCAUUGGUAUGGAUCUGUUACCUAAAUUUAACAUUCACCUUCUCAAUGUUGCUCACAAGUUCAAAGACACUACUGAACAAGUCGAUGACUCAAUUGAUGAUCAAGCUUACGUCCCUAACGUAACCCCUUUCGGAACAGAAAAAGAACAACAUGCUUUUACUUUAGCUCUUACGCCAUACAUUGGGGCUAAUAAAGCGCUUAAUUAA